Messenger RNA from Rubroshorea leprosula, 547 nucleotides. Lineage: Eukaryota; Viridiplantae; Streptophyta; Magnoliopsida; Malvales; Dipterocarpaceae. The record is from the annotation of a GenBank genome assembly.
GAGCAAGAGGGACGAUAGCUAGGGUCGGCAAUGGUUUCGAACGUUAGCAAGGGCACAUACGGCAAUGGCAUGAGAACAAGCAGUGGGUUGCAUGUUUUGAUUCCAGGAAGGAAAGAUAAAUGGGGGAAAAGGUUUGGGUUUGCUCAAAUCAAAGGGGUGAGGGUCAAGGUUGCUGAUGACCAGGAUCAAAGACUAUCAGGAAAUAGGAAUAUAGAUGAAAGGAUAAGUCCGAUCAAAAUGCAAGGAUUUGUUCAUCCAAGAAUGUCAUAUGCCCAAGCGGUGUUGGGAAUCUUCGGUAAGGUUGAAGAGGUCAAUGAGGGUGUAAGGUUUCCUGACAUGAAAGAGAAGAGAGACGGAGGAAAUCGUGGAGAAUGAGGUGAAAGGUGUGGGUGCUAAAAAGGGUGAGGAUAAAGAAGAAUAGACUCAGGAGGAGAUUAUUGAAGUUUCUCCUUAAAAAGAGGAAAUGAAGUGGCUUGAUGGGAGUCUGGUUGUAGUGGUUAAGUCGAUGGCGUUGAUAACUGGGAUUUAAGAAAAAGUUGAUGUGGAU